AUGGAAAAAAAUGAUGGCAAUAAAGAACUGCAAAUCCUAGACCCUGAUAGCAAUAAAGAACUGCAAAUCCUAGGCCCCGAUGCAAAUGAAACUAACGAAGCUGAUAUUGAUUACGAAGAUAAUGAAGAUAUUGAUCUACAAUUCUCCAUCACCUCUGUUUUUUAUAUUCAUUUACCACAAUACUUAGAUCCAGGUAAUUAUCAACCGGUAAUUCUUGGAAGUUGCGCAACUUUAGGCAAGUGGAAAGUGCCAAAAGUCUUGCUUCAUCAAAUUAAUAAUUCCACUCUCUGGGUAUCCGAUCCCGUGCGCAUUCCUACACAUGUGGAGGAUAUAUUCUAUAAGUAUGCUAUUUGUCGUCGCGAAAAAAAUUGGUUUCGUAAAGACAAACUGGUAGUCGAUUAUUUUGAGGGUUUUGGUGGUGAAAGAACCAAUCGCAAAAUGGAGUUUCUCGAAAACCAUUACGACUUAUGGCAAGACAAUUAUAAUAUGAAACUCAAUAUGAGGUUCCUUAAAAAUGAUUUUCAAUUUGUCAAAA
Messenger RNA from Racocetra persica, 535 nucleotides. The record is from the annotation of a GenBank genome assembly. NCBI's taxonomy places the organism in Eukaryota, Fungi, Glomeromycota, Glomeromycetes, Diversisporales, Gigasporaceae.